This is a messenger RNA of Erythranthe guttata (spotted monkey flower), 532 nucleotides long. RefSeq names its product antifungal protein ginkbilobin-like protein. Lineage: Eukaryota; Viridiplantae; Streptophyta; Magnoliopsida; Lamiales; Phrymaceae. Gene Ontology annotation, cellular component: plasmodesma. The record is from RefSeq and is a predicted model, not a curated record.
AUAGCAAGGAGGAAAAUUAGGUUAACGAAAAUGGGCCUUCUCCGAAAUCCAAUCACCCAAAAUCUGGCCGUGUUAUCAUCAAUUCUAUUACUAUUGCUCCAUCUUUGCCACGUGGCUAACUGCAAACCGAACACCGCCGUGAAAAUAGUGCAGUGCAACAGCGGCGCGUACACAAGCGGCGACCCAUUCACCGUCAGCCUAGCCCACGUCCUUGCUGAAUUGGAGAGCGUUGCUCCCACUCGCCUAGGCUACGAUUUCCACAACAUAUCCCCCUACCCAAACGCCUUCGCCUACGGCCACGCCGCAUGCAACCAGACUCUGACGAUUUCCGACUGCUCCGCCUGCCUCGCCGCCGCCAAAACCGCCUUGAUCGCCGCCUGCGACGGCCGGAUCGGAGCCCGCUCCGUGCUGUAUGAUUGUACUGUUAGGUACGAGCAGUACCCUUUUGAUGACUAGUUGCUCUGUCACUGUGUUUCUACUUUGUACUGAUAAUGUAAUUGUUCGUGGGAAUUAAUCAAAGUCCAUAUUUCUG